AGGAGGAGGUGAAACACACGAUCUGCUUCUGAUAUUUUCUGUUGACUCCGUGAUCACUCAAUUAUGGUGCGGAACUCUCAUUUUUCCAUCGCCUGUUUUUUUUCUCUUAAAGCGGGAUGUGAGGAGUGAUUUUUGUCCCUCUCUCUCAUUUAUACAGACUAAACUUCAGUCAUUUCACACUUUAUUUAGCUUUAUUUGGUGGCAAGAUUUCUUUUUUAUUUCUUGCAGAUAAGGAGUGUUAUUAUUAUUAGUAUUGUUAUUAGAUUUUUCUAAUAAUCGAUCGCCCCCGCCGCCACCCUGAAGUUCAUCGUUAUUAUAUUGGCCGCCGGGAUGGUGGCCUUCAUCGGAGCGGUUAUCUGCAUCAUCGCGGCUGUCCACACCGGAUCCUCCAAGGCUGCUGCGGCUCAACAGCAACCAGCAGUCGACAACCACUCGCUGUACCCGGACGCCGCAGCGCAGACACCCGCCGCUGCGGGCUCCGUGGCCCGGCCCGGCUCCCUGGGUGCUCUCCACGGUUCUGAAACGCCCGAUUCAGAAGCGCCUACCUUCAACAUCGGGCUCGGCGGGCUGGACGGGGUCACCGGACUCACCGGACAUGACCCGACCGUCAGUCGGCUGAUCUGCACUCCGAUCCCAGCCGGGGAGUGCAACCCGAAAAACUUUCAGCAACAAGCGGACGACCCGUCGUUGUACGCAGGCGAAGACUGGGGCUACCUCCGCACCACCGCGGAGGAGCUCCGGCAGACCGUUCUGCAGCAGAAGGACCAAAUCUUAACAGACCAGCGGACCAUCAGGGAGCUGACGGGGAAGCUGUCCGAGUGUGAGAAGGGGCUGGACGGGAAAAGUGGUAGGAGCAGCAGCAGCGCGGGAAGACGUGGGAGCUCCGCGGCGCUGCGAGGAGGCAAAGGCGCGGCGCAGGAGGCGCACCUGGACCGGAUCAUGGUGCGGGACAGCCCGUCUGCGACCUCCGACGGUGCCCACCUGCUCACAGUGCGAGCUGUGGAUGAACUGGAGCAGGCUAUAACUCAGCUCAAAGACCGUAUAGAGAAACUGGAGUCAGAUAUUGGCCCAUUUCCUCACAACCAGACAGACAGCAACACCUCCGGAGUGCCAGAGGAAGGUGGGAUGUCUGGCGGCCCAGAAAGGUUGCCUGAUCCUGGGCAUAGAGAUGGUUCUGACAGCUCCUGGAGGAUGGACGACUUAGAGGUCGAGCUGGAGAAGAAGGUGCAGCUUCUCGAGAAAGAGAGAAAAGCCUUGAGGCUGGAAACAGAGAAACACAAUCAGGAAAUCGAGCGGGGCAUCAAUAAACUACACCACCGAAUCUCAGGGCUGGAGGAAGGUUUCUCAGGGCAUUCUUUCCCAGAGGGCUACAGAUUGUCCUUCCCAACACGGACAAACUACAUGUACGCUGUUGUGACGCACUCCAUGCCAAAGCUGCGGGCCUUCACCAUCUGCCUGUGGCUGCGUCCCGCGGAGAGAGGCAUCGGGACCCCCGUGUCGUACGCUGUCCCCGAACAGCCGAAUGAACUGGUGCUGCUGCAAGGCCUGCACGCUCCUGCUGAGCUGCUCAUCAAUGACAAGGUGGCUCAGUUGCCUCUGAACCUCUCCAGGGGCAGCUGGCAGCACAUCUGUGUGAGCUGGACACAAAAGGGAGGAGUGUGGCAGGCCUACCAAGGGGGGAGGCUGAAGGGAGAAGGUCACGGACUAGCCGCUGGACAUCACAUUCGACCUGAUGGAGUGCUCAUUCUCGGGCAAGAGCAGGAUUCCCUGGGUGGAGGUUUUGACUCAUCCCAAGCCUUGGUUGGAGAGUUGUCCCAGGUGGGUCUUUGGGACCGGGUCCUGACGUCCAACCAGGUGGCCAGCUUAGCCCGAUGUGGCAAAAUAACCCAGGGCAGUGUGGUACCCUGGGCUGAGAAUGGAGUUGAUGUUUAUGGUGGAGCAACCAAAGACCCCGGGGAGCCUUGCAGUAAACACAGCAGGAGUUCUCAGUGAACUACAGGGGUGGGUUUUGAAGGGAAAGAUUCCACAUCUCCAGUAUUACCACUAACAAGGGACGUUUGAAACAGUAAAAAACUUCUAAAACUGUGUGGCAUUGGAUAACAGUGUAACAUGGAAAAAGAAACUAAUGGCAUACAUUUAUAUGAAGUGAGAAGGGGCUUUACAGUUACUUCUGAGACACCUAACAGUCCAACAGAUGCUCUUAUCCUCUGGAAGGUUGUGCAAUACAAGAUAAAUACAAAUGUAGUAUGCAAACAGAUUGUAUUUUUAAAGUAUAUAUAGUCCAUUUCUUAAAUUAGAAUAUAAAAUGAAAAUUACGGUGUAGAUUUGCUCACUUAAAAACAGCAGCUAAUAGCUACUGUUAGCAGUAACAGUAGCUAAUUGCUAAUUAGAACUUGUAUAACUACUUAGCUAAAAUGCUACACUGCCAUCUUUAAAUAAAUAAAUGAUUCCUCAUUUUACAAAACAUACUUUCUUGUUGGGAGUUUUGAGUAGAGGUAUUUGAAUGUUGUAAAGCAGCCAGCUAACUUAGCGUACCAAACAAUUUCUUUACUUAGAUAAGCAAUCAGACAUGAAAGUCCUCAAUCACUUCUGUUCAGUUCAGUUAAAUUUCGUAGAUCCCGAAGGCUGCAGAAUUAAAUGUAUUCCCACUGAAAUACAUUUUAGUGCCAAUACAUUCAAUACUGACAGUUUUUAGUUUUACAUAUACUUUAGAAGUGCUUACGGCUAAUAGCUGAUGAGUAUUAUUUAAAACGGAGUUAUCAAGUUCUAAUAGCUUCUGUGGAUUUCAGUGUUUUUGUAAAAUACUUGUAGUGGGUUGUUGAGGUAGAGAAAGUUGUCAUCAUUUGGAAGUUCAGGGUAAUCCAAGCUUCUUAAGUUUUAUUGGGAAAAAUAAUGAACUCCAAAAAGUUAGUGUGUAUAUGGCACAGUAAAAGUGUUAUAAGAACACACACAGUGAAUGGGCGUAUUGUAAAGUUUAAUGAGAGUAGAAGUGUGUUAUAUAAAUGCAGACCAUUUACCUCAUUAACAAGAAAAAAAGGAAUUACAGCUGAUGUGACAAGAUUUGCAAGAAACUUCUGAUGAUUAUCCAGCAUUGUAAAAGAUCUUGAUUUCUCUGUAAGACAACUAUUAUGUAUUUACUCCCUAGAUUUUGUACAAAAUACAAUAUGAAUGAGUUUAAUGGCAGAUACUGUAACUUUUGAAGAGUGGCAGAUGAUGUAUUUCAAACACUUUUGCUAAGUUAGCCAGCUGCUGCAGUAGUGUUAAUUAUAUACAUUGUGUGAGACUGGCAAUCGCCUUUUAUCAAAGUCUUAACAAGAAAGCAAAUAAAGAAAAUUCCAACCCGUGGAAUUUUUACUUAAAUCAGCUAAAAAUAGUGGUUAUGAUGUCAUUUAGCAGUCAGAACUGUGCAAAAAUUGAAUUUUUCAAUAGCACUUUAUAA
Messenger RNA from Pelmatolapia mariae (spotted tilapia), 3439 nucleotides. RefSeq names its product chromobox homolog 6b (gene cbx6b). NCBI's taxonomy places the organism in Eukaryota, Metazoa, Chordata, Actinopteri, Cichliformes, Cichlidae. The transcript has 5 exons. The record is from RefSeq and is a predicted model, not a curated record. Bases 331 to 1992 code for a protein of 553 amino acids.